CCGAUUUCGGUGUGAUUUCCGUCGUCUCGGUCAGUCUCUGCGACUCUUCUUCCUUCCCUCACCUCCAAUUGAGCCCAUCUCAGCUUCUCCGUGUUGCCGUUGACCUGUCUCUUGGCUUCUUGAAACCUCCCUUCAAAUUCCCGCCUCCUAUCGUCCCUUUGGCACGAAUUCCUCCUAUCCGAAGUACCCCGCGCAUUGAUCGUCAGUGAAAAUGGAUCUCGUCAACCACCUCGAAGGAAGACUUCUUUUUGCCGUCCCUAAAAAGGGUCGGUUGCAACAAGCCACUUUGGACCUCUUGGCCGGUUGCGACAUCCAGUUCCGUCGCGAAACCCGUCUCGACAUCGCCCUGGUCAAGAACCUCCCCAUCGCUCUGAUCUUCCUCCCCGCCGCCGACAUUCCCACCUUCGUCGGCGAGGGUCGCGUUGAUCUGGGUAUCACCGGUCGCGAUCAGAUCGCCGAGCACGACGCGCAAUUGGCACUCGGUGAGACGUCCCAGGUGGAGGAGAUUCUGGACCUCGGAUUCGGAGGUUGCAAGCUGCAGGUGCAGGUUCCCGAAAAGGGCGACGUCUCGGAGGCCAAGCAACUGGUUGGCCGGAAUGUUGUCACCAGCUUCACGGCUCUGACGGAGGCCUUCUUCGCCGGCCUGGAGAGUGAGGGUGAUGCCAGCAAGCUGGCGCGCGCCGACGGUGGCUACGACAUCCGCACCAAAGUCAAAUACGUGGGCGGCAGUGUCGAGGCUGCCUGCGCCUUGGGUGUGGCCGAUGGAAUUGUGGAUCUUGUCGAAUCCGGCGAAACCAUGAAGGCCGCCGGCCUCAAGGCCAUCGAUACCGUCGUCGAGAGCACCUCCGUCUUGGUGAAGGCUAAGAACACGCAGAACCCUCUUGUGGAUCUGAUCACUUCUCGUAUCCGUGGUGUCAUCACCGCCCAGAAGUACGUCCUUUGCCAGUACAACAUCCCUCGCUCCGAGCUUGCGACUGCGUCCUCCAUCACCCCCGGAAAGCGCGCUCCUACCGUGACCGCCCUCGAGGAGGAGAACUGGGUGGCCGUCAGCUCGAUGGUCGAGAAGAAGAAGAUCGCCACCGUGAUGGACGAGCUGACCAAGGUCGGCGCGUCCGACAUUCUGGUCUUGAACAUUGCCAACUCCAGAACCGGUUAAGAUAUGUGAAGAUCUUUUCUUUUCUUAUUUGGCGGGGUUUUCUUAUCUUCUGAUAAACUUUUCUUUUUCUUAUUGUCCUUUUUUGUCUCUGUUUGGACUUUUUGAUGUUGGCAUAAGGCGUGCUUUUCAUUCUUAUGUGUCGUUUUUCGUAUACUCCGAUAUAUUUCUUUUUUUUUUCUUGGUUCAAAAAUUUCUUUCCUCUUUUCCUUUUGAAGCCUACUUCACGUUGUUCCUUCCUACCUAAUUUUCCAACAGAUACUAUCUAUUUAGAGGCCGCGGGGCAAAAGAAAAGAUAGAUUCGCACGACGAAAUCGAUAUUCAAAAUCAGUCUGUGCUACGAUACAAAUGCAAGAUUUGACUUGAUGUUUAUUUCUAUAUAUUGUGAUUUAUCACUAUGUACAGGAAUCAGAAGAAUAUACAAAA
Messenger RNA from Aspergillus steynii IBT 23096, 1579 nucleotides. Its product is annotated as ATP phosphoribosyltransferase. The record is from RefSeq and is a predicted model, not a curated record. Gene Ontology annotation, molecular function: ATP phosphoribosyltransferase activity; magnesium ion binding. The transcript has 5 exons. Gene Ontology annotation, biological process: L-histidine biosynthetic process. Gene Ontology annotation, cellular component: cytoplasm. The coding region runs from base 212 to 1156 and encodes 314 amino acids. NCBI's taxonomy places the organism in Eukaryota, Fungi, Ascomycota, Eurotiomycetes, Eurotiales, Aspergillaceae.